ACCCGGCGAGAGGGAUGUUUGGCACUUCUCCAUCAAUAUGUUUUUGGCUCCGUUCAGCAGCUUGAUGUCUGAUGACUAGAUCGGUGCGACUAUCCAUGGAAGAAUAGGAUUCAAAAGAACUGAUCUAAUGUAUUUGCUUAGUUUCUGAUGCCAAAUGUUACUGGCUAAAAUUCUCUCAGCUCAGGUUUGUGCUGAACUCUGUGGUUUCAUGCAUACAUUAACAUUUAUGAAAUGAAUUUUAUUGUUAGGUCUUAUUAUGCAGAGAGAAAACAGACUUACUUGUAGACAUUUACGUGAUUGAAAUUUAUUUUAAUAACUGACAAUGGGAAAUACAGAAUCUGGGAAUGUCACGAACGAUGUGAAGCAGCAAGGCAAUGACGCUGUAAAUGAUGUGUACAAAUUAGUGGAUCUUAAUGGAGGUGGCUUGUUUGUCGAACUGACCAAACUAGGAAGACGAAAGAAAGAUUUCUCUGAGCUUGAUGAGAUUAUCUUGAGCAAUGGCUUCAAAUCCCUGCUUUACAAUGGAGGUGGAGGUAAAAAAGUUCCACUCAUUGACAUCUUGAAUAUUCGAGACAACAAAGACUACAGAAAAGAGCCAUUUGGAUUAAAAGUCAAAGGCAAAGCAGACCCUUUGCCAAAGAUUGACACGCUCACCAAUGGGGAUUUUAACUAUCUGUACAGAAAGAAAGAUCUGAAGGUAAAGGAGACAUGUUGGCGUAUAGACAAAAGAGGUACUGUAGGGGAGACAAUCCUACAUCUCUGUUUCCUGAAUUCCUCUACUAUACAUGCCGACCUGGCUAAGAGGCUGCUGCACCAUUACCCCAAGCUGAUCAAUGAUAUCUACAUUGGGGACAUGUACUUUGGAGAGUCCGUGCUACAUCUUGCCAUAGUGAAUGAGGACCCAGCGCUGGUCAAGUUUCUGCUUGAUAAUGGUGCGGACGUCCACCAGAGGUGCUGUGGUCAGUUCUUCUGUCCCAAUGACCAGAAGAAUUCACGCACUGGGGUGGCGGACCAGGAGUGGUUUAAUGUCAGCAAGAAAACCAACUAUGAGGGGUACACAUACUGGGGAGAAAGCCCUUUAAGCUUUGCUGCCUGCCUGGAACAGGAGGAAUGUGUGAGGUUAUUGGUGGCUAAAGGGGCAGACCUCAACUUUCAAGAUUCCAAUGGGAACACAGUUCUGCAUAUGUUGGUUAUCUAUGACAAAAAGGGUUUAUAUGAUGAAUACUGUUUCCAGGACAUGUUUUCUUUGAUGCAUGGACUGGGAGCAAAGUUGAAUAUAAGCAACAGACAGAAUCUCACUCCGCUCACACUGGCAGCAAAGCUGGCCAGGAAGACGAUGUACGAGUAUAUCUUGGAAAUUGAGCGGGAGGAUUACUGGAUCUACGGGAAUGUGACAUGUGCGGGCUACCCUCUGGAGCACAUAGACACCAUCUCUGUGACAGGGGAGAUAAACAAGUACUCAGCCCUUCAUCUCAUUGUUUAUGGGGAGAAGGAAAGUCACCUGGAGAUGAUGGAUGGACUUGUAGUGUACCUGUUAAAGGAGAAGUGGCGGACAUUUAUCAGAUUCAGAUUCUACCGGAGACUUGUUGUGUUUGUGUUCUACUUUUUGAUCGUGAUUGGGGCAUUUCUGCUGAGACCUGGCACAGACUUAAAUCCAACCCUUACAGAGAAAAAUGUAACAGAUGACGGCAAUGUCACCCUGGUCAAGGAAACCACCAUUAAUCCUUGCUACCUGAUGAAACCCUACAGGACAGAGGACAUCGCUCGGUUUGUCUUGGAGGUGAUGAUGUACCUAGGGUCCUGUCUCUACAUACUGCUGGCUAUGAAAGAAAUCUACCACCAGGGCACAAAAAUAUUCUUCACAACUCUGAAAGGAGCCCCGACAAAGGCCCUGUUCCUGCUGUCCUGUGUGUUUGUUAUCCUGAUGUUACCUGGACGGGCCGCCUGUGCUUACCAGUAUGAAGACAUUAUGGGAAUUCUGGCUAUCUUGUUUACAGCCCCGUACUUCCUCUUCUUCUGCAGAGGCUUCCGUAUUGUGGGUCCGUUCGUAGUAAUGAUUUACAAUAUGAUUCGUGGAGAUCUGCUGCGCUUUUUCAUCAUCUACGCCAUCUUUGUCAUUGGAUUCUCCCAGGCCAUGUUCGUGGUGUUUGGGGGAGUGGAUGGGAGUGUGUUCAGUCAUCCAAUAGAAUCCAUGAUGGGCAUGUACAUCAUGUCCCUAGGAGAGUUUGGAGACAUUUAUGACUCGUUUGUUGAGACGAAAUACCCUGAUCUUGGCAGAGUGGUUUUCCUAGUAUACAUGAUCAUGGUGACUCUGCUUCUGGUCAACAUGCUGAUUGCUAUGAUGGGAAAUACAUACACGCUUGUGAACAACACACAGAAAGAGUGGUUCAGACAGUGGGCAAACAUUGUACUGGUGAUUGAGCAGAGUGUCACAACAGCUCAUCGGCGAGAAGAGCAAUUGGCCUACUCUCAACCAAUGAAUGAGGACGCGCACAAGCGGGUGCUGGUCAGUCGGUGGCAUCAGUCGGAAAAGGAAAAGGAAACCCUGAAGAGUAAGAGAGAGAUGGAUCAUACUCGAGCCAAAAACAAUUUGAAGAGAAGAGAUAUGGAAACUGUGAAGGUUGAUCAGAACAUUGAGGCUAGACUCAAUAGUCCAAAGUACAUACAACACUGAGAGGAGUGUCCAAAAUACAUACAACACUGAGAGGAGUGUCCAAAAUACAUACAACACUGAGAGGAGUGUCCAAAAUACAUACAACACUGAGAGGAGUGUCCAAGGUACAUACAACACUGAGAGGAGUGUCCAAGAUACAUACAACACUGAGAGGAGUGUCCAAGAUACAGACAACAUUGAGAGGAGUGUCCUAGAGACAGACAACACUGAGAGGAGUGUCCAAGAUACAUACAGCACUGAGAGGAGUGUCCAAGAUACAUACAACACUGAGACGAGUGUCCAAGAUACAUACAACACUGAGACGAGUGUCCAAGAUACAGACAACACUGAAAAGAGUGUGCAAGAUACAUACAACGAGAGGGUUGUCCAAAAUACCACU
Liolophura sinensis is the source of this 3053-nucleotide messenger RNA. Its product is annotated as transient receptor potential cation channel subfamily V member 6-like. Gene Ontology annotation, biological process: calcium ion import across plasma membrane. Lineage: Eukaryota; Metazoa; Mollusca; Polyplacophora; Chitonida; Chitonidae. Gene Ontology annotation, molecular function: protein binding; calcium channel activity. The record is from RefSeq and is a predicted model, not a curated record. Gene Ontology annotation, cellular component: plasma membrane. The coding region runs from base 323 to 2674 and encodes 783 amino acids. The transcript is spliced from 15 exons.